Molecule: messenger RNA, 843 nt
Organism: Drosophila yakuba
Lineage: Eukaryota; Metazoa; Arthropoda; Insecta; Diptera; Drosophilidae
Exons: 3
Coding region: 103-741 (212 amino acids)
Source: RefSeq, a predicted model, not a curated record
CAGACAAAUAAUCAGUAUAACAUUACUAGCGGCAGGAGUAACACCUUGAGGUUUUCCAAAACAACAAGUUUAAAUUCGUUAGUCAUCCAAAAUCGUGUAAAAAUGCGUGUUUGUCGUCCUAAAAAAUGUAUCGUCGAUUACAGAAUUAUUGCAAUACGUCGUCGUAGAUCUCUAAUUCGCAUGCUAGCCUUGGGAGGACUCUUGAUGGGACAAACACGUGGAAUUCCAAAUCAGGGAACUCCCAAUAGCAUUGAGACACUUGGACCAGCAAGUUUGCGUCGCAGAAAUCGUAGAAGGCGAAUGCAACUGAGAGCCCGUAGACCACUAGGUGCCAUUUCAAUGCCCUCACUAAGACAUCCUGGCCAAGGAGCACGAUUACACCGGAAUAAUCCACUUUGGGGAAGGGCAAACAUUCUAACCACACCGUGUGCGUUGGUAGCAUUGAAUGAACUUGCGUUAGGGAACCACGAAUCAAGUUCGGUGUUGGUAAUGGCGCAUUAUUUGAAUCGGCGUUUUCACUUCACUUUGGCGCCAAGGGAAGAGCCACCCAAUGAGAAUCCUGGCGUUCAGAACCCAGAUGUCCAAGACGGCAAUGGCCAGAAUCUUUAUGCGGAUGAAAACAACAAUAUGCAAGGUCAAAAUUCGGAAGUUCCAGAGGCCAAUGUUCCAAAUGGGCAAGAUGCAUUGCAGGAGGAGCAUGAGGAUGCCCAUGAUCAGAAUCAAUAUAAUAACGAAGAAUAGCGAAUUACUAAUCAGAUAACUUUCUUAUUUUGCAUCAAUAUGUAUAGUUUUGAAAGGGUCUUCUAUUAUACAUAUUAUUUGUACCUUGAACCAAAUAUAAAA